Molecule: messenger RNA, 1067 nt
Organism: Chaetomium fimeti
Lineage: Eukaryota; Fungi; Ascomycota; Sordariomycetes; Sordariales; Chaetomiaceae
Exons: 2
Coding region: 186-848 (220 amino acids)
Source: RefSeq, a predicted model, not a curated record
GAGAUGUCAAGAUCUCUGCAAGUCGUGGCUCGAGUCGCGAUAAGACAAUGGCGGGGUAAGUACCUAGGUACCUAAACAGAGCCCCUUCUCUUCAUUUUGUCGCACCUCCUCGGUCCAUCUUCCUUCCCACAAAUCAUCACUUCCCCCCUGUAGGGUAUUUGGAUAAGUCCUCGACUCAACUCACCAUGGAUCGCUUCCCGCGCGACAAUGCUCUGGGCAGCUUCGAAGACUUGCUCCAGCAGCUGGAGGAGCUCGAUGAUGACUCUCCCCGCGAGCCCUUCGGAGGCAUGGCUUUCAAGGCUUCACCCGAACAGUAUCUUGAGCUUCUAGAGAUGGAAACCCGCAGAGAUCCAGGCCCGUCCGACUACAGCUGCGGCGUAGUUUACUACAAACAGAAAACGAGUUUCAUCCACCGCCAUCUUUCCGUCGCCUUGACGAACAUGAUUGCGGGACAGAUCCGUCAGAAAUGGACCCGGCGCAGGGCCCUCCUGCUGCUCUUUGGUUCAUGUUACUGCGCCAGGGCCGAGGUUAGAGACGAUGAAGAGUCUCCUACAGUUUAUAUGGCCCCCGAUGUGGCCGUUCUUUUCAGGAUGUUUAGAGAACCGGGGGACCGUUGCCCGCCCUUGGUUGUCGAAAUUGCGUAUGCUCAUCGCUUCACGAGAGACCAGUUGGAGGCACGGUACAAGGAGUACUUCAAAGAGGGUCGCAUCCAGGUAGUCCUUUGCCUCGACGUGUUUUACGCCCGUGGUCCGGAUCGUGCUAGCAAGACAGCUAGCGCCCUGGACCGCUCUGCUAUCAGCAUGUGGAUUCGGGAUGGGAAUGGCAACAUCCAGACGGUCAUGGACUAGGUGCCCUUGUCGGACCAGUCCGCGAGCGUCGAUGUUCACGCCUCCGAUUUGCUUCCCCCUGGCCAUACUCUAUCCAUAGCGUUCACUCGCACGGCGAAUGGCGACGACGUUGAUGCGCAAAUCCGUAUUCCUCUCAUCACUAUUGCCAAAGUUCUCCAGAAGGGUUGCGAGAACCAACUGGUGGCGGAUAUCAAAGACGCUCGGAAGCCCAGAAAGUCA